AUAACAAAUUUAACAGACAUGGAUUUUCAGCUGGACGGUAGAAGGUACCCAGAGGAUCUUGAUUGGCUUCUCUCCGAGUGGAGCGGGUGCGAAGCAUGCGAUCAGGAAACCGAGACCCGGACGGCGAUUUGCGCUGAUAAGGACGGAAAAGUGUACCCGCAACAGCUCUGUCAGUUGGCAGUCCCAGAACUCUCCCGUCCUUGCAGCUCGCUGAAAGUCCAAACCAAGUGGUUUUCCUCUGGUUGGAGCACUUGCUCCGCCACCUGUGGAAAGGGUAUUCAGACCCGCCUCGUAAUCUGCGAGCAGCUCAAUGGCCAGACGAUGACUCCACAAGGGCACUACAUGUGCGACCCGUCAUCGAAACCUGCAUACCAGCAGGAAUGUGUGGGUGAAUGCUCCUAUGUGGACAAGGAGGAUAGCACUACCGAAGGAUCUCCUGAGUGGAGUAAGAAUAUGUGUGAGCUGAAUUCCGAAACGGGUAAUUGCUCCAACUAUAUGAUCUACUACUACUAUCACGCCGAGACUCAGACCUGUGACCCAUUUUACUAUGGCGGUUGCGGUGGCAAUGGAAACCGUUUCGCCACUCUGGAGUCCUGUUUGAUGCACUGCAACCCCAAUGUCCUGAGCACCUCCCGACCCAACCUGGCACCCCCUACUCCAUCUUUGGACCAGUGUGAACAGCCUGCCGAUGCAGGGGAAUGCAGUGAAUGGGUCCUGAAGUGGAGCUACAAUUCCACAGAGGAUCGCUGCCAGCAGUUCUACUAUGGCGGAUGCGGGGGCAAUGAUAACCGCUUUGGAUCCGAAGAGGAAUGCUCAUCCCGCUGCAAGCACGGAGCUGUGGAGGAGCUACCAGAACGUGAACCGCUACCGGCUAUUAAUCCCAACUCGUCGGACACCUCCAGUCUCGAACCAACACCCCCUACUCCAACUCAAGCUACGGACCAGUGUGAACAGCCUGCUGAUGCAGGGGAAUGCGGGGAAUGGGUCCUGAAGUGGAACUACAAUUCAACAGAGGGUCGCUGUAAAGCAUUCUACUAUGGCGGAUGCGGGGGCAAUGAUAACCGCUUUGGAUCCGAAGAGGAAUGCUCAUCCCGCUGCGAACAGGGAGCUGUGGAGGAGCAACAGGAGCAGGGACCGCUGCCGGAAAGUAGUCCCAACUACUUCGACACCACCAUCACCAAUCUAGAAGUUACUACUCCAACUCCAACUCCAACUCCAACUCCAGAUGUAUCUCCAGCUGUGGACCAGUGUGAACAGCCUGCCGAUGCAGGGGAAUGCGGGGAGUGGGGCCUGAAAUGGCACUAUAAUUCCACAGAGGGUCGCUGCCAGCAGUUUUACUAUGGCGGAUGCGGGGGCAAUGACAACCGGUUUGGAUCCGAAGAGGAAUGCUCAUCCCGCUGUGCACAAAGAGCAGUGGAGGAGCAACAGCAACAGGAACCGCUGCCGGAAAGUAGUCCCAACUACUUCGACACCACCAUCACCAAUCUAGAAGUUCCUACUCCAACUCCAACUCCAACUCCAGAUGUAUCUCCAGCUGUGGACCUGUGUGAACAGCCUGCUGAUGCAGGUGAGUGCGGGGUAUGGGGCCUGAAUUGGCACUACAAUUCCACAGAGGGUCGCUGCCAGCAGUUCUACUAUGGCGGAUGCGGGGGCAAUGACAACCGGUUUGGAUCCGAAGAGGAAUGCUCAGCCCGCUGCGAACAAAGAGCGGUGGUGGAGCAUCAGGAACAGCUGCCCGGAAAUAGUUCCUACUCCUCCGACACCUCCAAGUGCUUCCUGGCAUCCGAGCCGGGCAACUGCUUCAAGGACGAGAUCCGCUGGUACUACAACAGCCAACUGGGACUCUGCGACGAGUUCGUCUACACGGGCUGUGGCGGCAAUGCCAAUAACUACGCCAGCGAGGAGGAGUGCCAAAACGAAUGCCAUGAUGCCCAGACCGCCUGUGGACUGCCACCUGUCCAAGGACGAUGCAGUGACCUCUCCAUGCGCUGGUUCUUCGAUGAGCCCAGCGGCGGAUGCCACAAGUUCGAGUUCACCGGAUGCCGCGGUAAUCGCAACAACUUCCAGUCGGAGAACGAGUGCCUCGGCUUCUGCCGGAAUCAAGAAGUGGAAUUUGCUGAGUUACCGCCUCCAGCACCGAUCUAUUCCCAGUGCAAUGCGCCUCCGGAGGCGGGCGGAUGCGACGAUCACAUAAGUGCCUGGUUCUACGACAAGAAAUUCAAGGUCUGCACAAUUUUCACCUACAGCGGCUGCGGCGGAAACGGAAACCGCUUUGAGACGCGCGAAAAGUGCGAGAAACUGUGCAGGAAUGUUCCCGAAUUGGUUGAUGUCCAAGCCGAAUUGAAAUUGGAUUGGAAGAAUAGCUACACAAGCGGAUCUAACAUUUCCAUGAGCUGCUCCGUACAAGGCUAUCCGAAACCCAAUGUGACCUGGACCAAGGACAACGUGGCUCUUUACCACAGUGAGCGGAUUCAAAUUAAAUCCCAGCCAAAUAGUCUGGUACUGAAAUCUGUGACCCCUGACGAUUCGGGAAACUACAUCUGCACAGCCAAUAAUGGGUUCACUGAGGCUAGUGCCGAAGCUGAUGUUUUUAUUCCCUCUGAUGUACAGGUGCCUCUGGGUUGUACCGAUAUCCCAUUUUUUUCCAACUGCCAUAUGGUCGUCCAGAACUUCCACUGUAACAACCCAUACUUCAAAAAUUCCUGUUGCCGUUCCUGUACGUUGGCGGGCCAAAUUGCGCACCGGUAGACUGCUACUAUUACUUUAAAAGCAUUUAAAGCGAAUUAUGAUUUACAUACUCCUUACUAAAUAAAUCAUAACAGCCUUCCAAUUU
Messenger RNA from Drosophila subpulchrella, 2833 nucleotides. Its product is annotated as papilin-like. Gene Ontology annotation, molecular function: serine-type endopeptidase inhibitor activity. The transcript has 6 exons. The record is from RefSeq and is a predicted model, not a curated record. Lineage: Eukaryota; Metazoa; Arthropoda; Insecta; Diptera; Drosophilidae. The coding region runs from base 19 to 2748 and encodes 909 amino acids.